GCCUUUCGGGCUCCCGUGUGUCGUGUCGUGUGAGUCGUGAGAGACUGAGAGCGAGACAGCAACUUCGAAAGGCGGUUGAUGGUAGAUUGUGUUCAAUGCGUUGUGACUGUGUAAUUUCUCGUAUUAGUUGCAGAACGUGUCCGAAGUCCAUAAAGGUUUAUUGUUGCGUAAAAGUGCAAUAAGUGGUUUUAAAAAUGUCUUUAGGCCAGCUUACAGCUAACUAUGCGGACUCAGACGAAGAGCAGUUUAAUGAUUCAUUAGAGGAGAAGAAAUCGUCAAGCCGCCGCACCAGUUCUUCAACAAAAUCACCAGCUGACACUGGAAAAAGAAAAACCUCAGACGAUUUAGAGGAAAGUGAUACCAAAAGUAGUCACGUGGCACCAGAACUGCCUAAAUCACUGGAUACUUCAAGUACUUCUUUCACAGAACUGAGUGGAGUCAUAGAGGAUGAUGAAGAUGAUGCACCUCCACCAUCAUCUGCCAAAGCUUCCCCCAUCAACUCAAGAGUUGAGGAUCUGAGAGGCAGUGAAGGCAACGCUUCUGCCAAAGCCUCACCAGCCAGCAACACGUCAGGCUCCAACAAAGCUACGCCAGUUAAAAAAGUGAACAGACUCGUGUCGUAUGCUAAUGAGGAAGACGAUGCCAGUGAGGGGAGCAACUCUGAAGAUGAUGAGGUAUUGCACUCGGAGCCCAUGGACACCGGCACCGAUGAUGACACCAGCCAGCCACCAGGCACACAUUCCGGUGACUCUCGGAGUGCCUCGCGCCCCUCGUCUCCUGGUGGGGGCAUCACUGUCACGGCGUCUGGACUUGUCAUUAUUGAUGGCAUCAAACUGCCCCCUGCUCCUGUGGGCAAGAAGUGCUCUCAGGCUCUGCAGGAGAAGGUUGCGAAGGCGGUGGCUGCGGUGCAGCGGGGAGAGCAGAACUACAACUACUCAAUACAGCACAAGAAGGAGUUCCGCAACCCCAGCAUCUACGAGAAACUUGUAGAGCAUCUCAGACUUGACGAGAACGGCACCAACUACCCCGUAGCGCUGUAUGACCCGCACUGCUGGGGCAAGGAGAGCUUCUACGAAGAGCUGGCGAGAAUACAGAAAGAGGAGAUGGAAAAGAGGGAGAAGGAGAGGAAAGAGAGGACCAAGGUUGACUUCAUCGCUGGGACAAAGAAGGUUGUCGAGGAAGAAACGAAGAAGCGCAAGUCUCGCUUCGACAGCGGCCGCCCCGACAUGGCCACGUCCAUCGCCAAGCCCGUCGCCCUCAUGUCCACCCUGCCCGCCCCCACCUCCGCCCCCAAGACCACCAUUGAUGCUUUCGGCAGUCUUAAUAAGAAGCUCAAGUCCUAGUGACUCUUGGGCAUUAAGUUCUAGUGACUAGUAACUUGGGUAUCAAGCCCUAGGGACUAGUGACUGUUGGACAUCAAGUCUUAGUAUGACUAUUGAGUGUUAGCUAAGCCUCGAUGCUCACUAUAAAUAAAAAUUGUACAUUGUUAAGCUAAGUUUGUCAGUAUUUGUAUAAAAACUUGUAUAAGUUGUAUGGCUAUGCUUUGAUGUGUAGAUACUUCGUUUCUGUUCGGAAGAGAAAGAGAUAGUCAAUUCGACAAGAUCGACUCUUCGAAACAUUACAUUCUUUAGCUCCGUUCCAAUACAGCUCAUAAAUAUUAUUUUCUUGAUGGCAGCGUGACAUCAAUUGCAACCUAAUCUUUCACUUUGCUUUGGCUGAUGUAAAGUCAUCAAAUUGUCACCUUACUUGUGAUUGAAAUAAACUCGAGGUGAUGCACGAAUCGUCCAUGUCUGUGUAAAUAACUGUAGCUUAACAGAAAUGUCAGAUGUAACAUCCAUACUUUCACAUCUUUAUAUCCCCUCGAAGCUUCCCAAAAAUAUAAGUAGGCUUUUGUUGAGGAUACUUUGAUCUAAUGCAUUGCAAUGCUAUGUCUCAAUGAGGUUUUUUUGUCUGACUCCAUUGAAAAGAACUCGCAUGACGCCAGUUGCAAUUUCCAUGCCGCUACUUUGGCUCGUUUACUAGCGUUGCCCUAGCAUUAUUAUUGCCUUCACAUGAUCUCCUGUUAUGACGCGCCUGCAGUGCGUCAUCAGCUGAACAAUUUAUUUCAGCAGUUCACUGAAUAAAUAUCAUCUCUGCAGCGCAUACAUAGUUUGUACCUCUCCUUGCAUAUGUUUUGUUUGCCACGCUGAGGCUGUUCUCAGCCCGUGCUGCUGGUCAGAUCUGACCAUUGCCGCCCAGCCUGUCAGAUGGUCAGAUCAGCUACAGCAGUGGGGGGGGGGAACCAUCGCUUAGUCAAAGGUCGCUAAUAACGACCGUUGAAAUUCAUUUCUAAUUCCACUGUGUUCAUGUGCGAGAUUGUUACUAGAUAACGCCUGAUUUUCUCUUAAAGAAUAUUCGUUAUAUCUACUAAGAAGACCUGAUGACUUAGCGUAAAUUCAAGUUUAACAACCGCUUUCUGCUAUAGUGUGAAGUUUUAUAAAAGAUCUUCUUAUGUAGAAUAUUCUGGCAUUCCAGAAUUGGGUGGAGAGAACGAUGACCUCUUUAAAUAUUUCUGAUUGUAAUUCAAGUAAACGGAGCCACUUGUUAUCCAAAAUAUUUUAUGCUAUUUGAACAAGUGUAAAUUGUAAAGAGUAAAUGAAUGAUUAUUAGCUUCACUUUAGGAUUUUAUUCAUGGUUUUCAUUGCAAAAGAACGUCAAUGGAAAUGGUAAUGUCCAGUUCCCGACGCCGUCCGUGGUUCAGCCCUCACGAAUGCAGGUGAGAAACGCGUUCUCAUCCUGUCGUGAAUGAUGAAUAACUUGAAUGAAUAGCUAUGAAAGAUGAUUUACUAGAGUGAAAAGCAAUAAAUGUUAAAUAACUGGAGUGAAUAACUAUGAAUGCUGAAUAACUAGAGUAAAAGAGUACGGUCGCGGAGGGUGGGUGUGGUGACCCGCAGGGAGUGCCUGCCUGGCGCUAAGGGAUCACGAGCUGCUGGCCGUCCCUCGGUUACCCUCGCCGCCUCACUCCCUCGAAUAUUAUGGCCAUGUUAGGAAUACUA
This is a messenger RNA of Hyalella azteca, 3035 nucleotides long. Its product is annotated as SAP30-binding protein. The coding region runs from base 195 to 1343 and encodes 382 amino acids. Gene Ontology annotation, biological process: regulation of DNA-templated transcription. NCBI's taxonomy places the organism in Eukaryota, Metazoa, Arthropoda, Malacostraca, Amphipoda, Hyalellidae. Gene Ontology annotation, cellular component: nucleus. The record is from RefSeq and is a predicted model, not a curated record. The transcript has 7 exons.